UAUGACAGGCUGCAAUGCUGGCAGCUGAAGAGAAACCAUUGCAAGCGUUUCAGUGCACAAAAACAUUUCAGUGCACGUCCUACUUGUAAACCUCUACAGCAGGGCGAUUUUGCGCGUUCCCGUGACUCUCGCCAUAGAAAACAAAGCUGAACGUCUUCCAUAUCAGCUAGGGGUGCAGACUUGAGGAAUAUCCGAAUUUAUCCUGGAUACAUCACGCUGAAUAUGGAUUUACAGUGGGUGUAGCAUCGUUGGAGACCGAGCCUUCUCGGCUGGGGUGACGGCAGGACAUUAGCGAAACCGACGAAAAUAACAUCAGUGUGUUUUUUUUUUUUCUCGGGGUGCUUUGUCUUGUCCACCAAACGAUAGCAAACCAUCAUACCCAUUUCAAUUGCAAGAUAUACAGCUAGUGAUCACUAGCUGCUGCCGGGAUGUAUCAUCAUGUUGUCACCUAAAAGUAACUGCUAGGACGUCGGAUUGUGAAGGAAAAGCAGAAAACCUCGCCGAGGUCCCAACGGGUUGUCACCGGGACCUGAAUCUGCGUUAGCCACAGUCGCAGAACCCACUGUUUUCGGCGAUAUGGCGGAGCAGGGCUACUCGUCUUGGGCGUACUCCCUAGUCGACUCCAGCCAGGUGUCCACCUUCCUCAUCUCCAUCCUUCUCAUCGUCUAUGGCAGCUUCAGGUCAUUAAACAUGGAUUGUGAGAACCAGGAGAAGGAUAAAGAUGGUAACCCCUCGACAACAGGGUCUUUCAAUAACAGCAAUACAAACAACAGUAUUCAGACUAUAGACUCCACACAGGCUCUUUUCCUGCCCAUAGGAGCCUCUGUGUCUCUUCUAGUCAUGUUCUUCUUCUUUGACUCGGUACAGGUGGUCUUCACCAUCUGCACUGCAGUUCUUGCAACAAUUGCAUUUGCAUUCCUCUUGUUGCCAAUGUGCCAGUAUCUGACCAGACCCUGCUCCCCACAGAACAAGAUUUCGUUUGGCUGCUGUGGGCGUUUCACACUGGCCGAGCUGCUUUCCUUCUCCCUCUCUGUUAUGUUGGUGCUCAUCUGGGUGCUGACUGGACACUGGCUUCUCAUGGACGCUUUAGCCAUGGGCUUGUGUGUCGCCAUGAUAGCCUUCGUGCGGCUUCCCAGUCUGAAGGUGUCGUGCCUGCUGCUGUCAGGACUGCUCAUUUAUGAUGUGUUCUGGGUGUUCUUCUCAGCCUACAUCUUCAAUAGUAAUGUGAUGGUCAAAGUUGCCACCCAACCUGCUGAAAAUCCCAUAGAUGUUCUGUCCAGGAAGCUCCACUUGGGGCCGGGGAUGGGCCGCGAUGUCCCUCGCCUCUCCCUACCUGGCAAACUGGUCUUUCCCAGUUCCACAGGAAGUCACUUCUCAAUGCUGGGAAUAGGAGACAUUGUGAUGCCGGGGCUGCUGUUAUGUUUCGUCCUUCGGUAUGACAACUAUAAGAAGCAAGCAACAGGGGAAGUCCCAGGGCCUGGUAACAUGUCCGGACGCAUGCAGCGCGUCUCCUAUUUCCACUGCACUCUCAUCGGAUACUUUGUGGGUCUGCUGACUGCCACUGUGGCCUCCAGGAUCCAUCGUGCUGCUCAGCCCGCUCUGCUCUACCUGGUGCCCUUCACCCUGCUGCCUCUGCUCACUAUGGCCUACCUGAAGGGGGAUUUGCGGCGCAUGUGGUCCGAGCCCUUCCAUGCCAAGACCAGCAGCUCCCGCUUCCUGGAGGUAUGAUGCACCCUGGGAUAAAAGACCAGCGCGGGGAGGACUGCGGAUCCUUUCCCUUAAUUAGAGGGAAGGAGAGAGGGUACACUCACAGUGAGGCCAUGUUGUCAUCACUUGUUCAUGCUUUCCGCCAAUCUUCUGUGAAAACCCUCAGAAGGACACCAGUGUGUGGAUCACAACGCCCCAACACAACUCAUCUUUGGUCCCCACAUCCUCCCUGUUUCAUCUCCGCUUCCUCUUUUCUGUUUAUUUCCUCUCCAUUAUAGCACAUCCUGCCUGUGCUGUUUUUGUUCUGCCACCCCUCCCUCUCUUUUUUUUUUUUUUUUCCCUUUUUCCUAGUUGGUCUUUUUGCCACUUCCCUCUCAUGGCCAGCUCCGUUCGACAGGCCUCUUCUCUCUCUGCGUUUUUCUUCUUUCUCUGCGUCUUUAAUUUCCUCUGCAACUGUUUGUCACUGACUCAGAUGAACUCGAGGGCCAGACCUCCCCCCUUUUUGUGGACUUACGGUUGUGAGACAUGGCUGGGGUUUAUAUAUAUUUUUUUAGCAUUGUCGUGGUCAUUAUUAUUAUUGAUAUUAUUAUUAUUAUUAUUAUUAUGGAACGAUUUAAACAAACGUUGAAGAGGCGGAGUGUUGCAGUGGCACAGGACAGUGCUCGGGAGCAGCGACACAGUGAAGGAGAAGAGUCUUCCCCAUCCAUCUUUCUCCCUCUUUCUUCCCUGCUUUCUUUAUCUGUUCUCAUCAUCAUCCCACAACGAUGGCUUCUCCCCAGCACUCCUGCCCUCCCCCGACACUCCCUGCGAGCUCCACCCUCCUCCUCUCUGUUCAUCUGCUGUCCCCAUUCCCCACCCUCACAGAUAACUAUGUAUUUUAUUUAGAAAAGUUUUAUUCUUGGCAUAUACAGAAAUGAUGCAUUAUAAAUUGUUAAGCUGCCCCCAGUGUUUGAGGGACCGCUUCUAUUUGUAUAUAUGUGUACACAUGUAUUUGCGGUAUCUGAGUUUGUAUCUGUGUUUGGGAGCAUGUUGUUUAGGGUGGGAAACUGACACCAGCCAGCAGCCCAGUUUUGGUAUAUUUGGCUGCCAUUUGUGUCAAGUUGACCAGUGAGCAUCCAUCAUUCCGAGGUUGUUUUCUAAAGUUUGUUGGCUUGUCUGAUAGAAACUUAGCUGGUGGAUUUUUGAAAGAAGAAAAAAAAAGAAAAAAAAACCAUCUUCAUCAGUGGCUGGUUAAUGAAAAAGUUAGUUUCCUGCUCAUGUGUGUGAGUGUGUGGGUGUGUGUGUGUGUGUGUGUGUGUGUGUGUGUGUGUGUGUGUGUGUGUGUGUGUGUGUGUGUGUGUGUGUGUGUGUGUGUGUGUGUGUGAUUGAGAAUGUAUGUGUGUGUGAGCGAGCGAGCGAAACAGGUGAGUGAAUGUUUGUUUUACUUGGUUUUAAUUUCAAAUCAUAAACUUGUUAAAAACAGUGAUAAUAGUCAGGUUUCCACUGAGCUGGGCGUGUUGGAUCAAACUGUCAAAAACACACGACUUGUCUAAUGGAAACAGUUUGUGUUUCAUCUUGUAAAAAUUUACUGAAAACUUAUUCUCAACAGGGGUCAAUUUUCUUUUUUAUCAGUCUUUGCGCGGACAGGGGGAAAUGUAAACAGUGUUUGUUUUUUGUUUUUUGUUUUUUUUUUUCAAAUAAAUGAAUGUUGAAUUAAUUAAGAAUGCUAUUUUACUUUUUAACAUGAAACCUCAUCAUGCAUCAUGCUGGGUUUUCUUCUGAAUUUCUGUAGUGCACAUCCUAAAUUUACACACAUUUAUGGCCAUGGAUACACUAAAAGCAUUUUAUGUCAGCUUUCCCAAGUCUAUAAAUGUCUGAGCAUGAUUAUAUCAAAUCAGUGUUUAUAUACUUUGACAAAAGACAAGCACAUUUCAUCUGAGCUUUGUAAAUGUCAGUGUUUCACCUCAGUCGAUGAAGACCUGACUAUUGUGAAAGUUUGGACUCAAAGCCUGGAGAAGAGGGUCAGUGGGAUAUGAAGAGGUACUGUGGUUGGAUUCAUAUGUAGUUCCAUAUAAAGGGUUCUGUGUGUGUGUGUGCGUGUGCAGCCGUACGUACUUCUAUCUUUGUGAGGACCAGUUUGAGUUAUAGAGCUCACAGAGGGGACAUUUUGGCCGGUCCUCACAACUAUAAAGGGCCGUUUGAGGGUUAAGACUUGGUUUUACGGUUCAGGUUAGAAAUAUGUUUGGGUUAGAGUUAGGGGCUGGGGAAUGCAUUAUGUCAAUGAGUGUUCUCACAAAGAUGAAAGUACAACUAGAAGUACGUGUGUAAGUGUGUGUGAGAGAGAAAGAUGGAAGUCUGGACCUAGGGAGGAGAGAAAAUAAGUUGUACCCUUCAGAAAUCAAAAAUGAAAAUUAGAAAAUAAAGCUUACCCAUACGGAUGUUUUUACUUUGACCAUUUGGUACCCAACAGUCUUACAUGUUGUUUUGGUUUGUUUUGUUUGUUUUUUUCUGUCCUUCCCCUGUUUUGUGGUGCUUGUCAGUUGAUAUCUAAUGUAUACUGGAAAAAGUGUGAGUGAGUGUAUG
Xiphias gladius (swordfish) is the source of this 4269-nucleotide messenger RNA. It is a transcript of the gene sppl3, whose product is annotated as signal peptide peptidase 3. NCBI's taxonomy places the organism in Eukaryota, Metazoa, Chordata, Actinopteri, Istiophoriformes, Xiphiidae. Bases 577 to 1728 code for a protein of 383 amino acids. The transcript is spliced from 11 exons. The record is from RefSeq and is a predicted model, not a curated record. Gene Ontology annotation, molecular function: aspartic endopeptidase activity, intramembrane cleaving. Gene Ontology annotation, biological process: membrane protein proteolysis. Gene Ontology annotation, cellular component: cytoplasmic side of endoplasmic reticulum membrane; Golgi-associated vesicle membrane; lumenal side of endoplasmic reticulum membrane.